Messenger RNA from Cannabis sativa, 2499 nucleotides. RefSeq lists its product as uncharacterized. The coding region runs from base 1 to 2499 and encodes 832 amino acids. NCBI's taxonomy places the organism in Eukaryota, Viridiplantae, Streptophyta, Magnoliopsida, Rosales, Cannabaceae. Gene Ontology annotation, molecular function: nucleic acid binding; RNA-DNA hybrid ribonuclease activity. The record is from RefSeq and is a predicted model, not a curated record. The transcript is spliced from 3 exons.
AUGCGAGAUUAUAACGUCCAUCGUAUACUCGUGGACAACAGAAGUUCUGUGAAUCUCUUGAACUUCCAAGCCUUCAAACAGAUGGGGUUGCAUGAGAAGGAUCUGCGACCUAUAACAUUGAGUAUAUACGGUUUUACUGGCGACGUCAUUGCAUCAAAAGGGAUGAUCAAGCUCCCUAUCACCUUGGGAACUGCCCUUGUAGUAGCCAAGUCGAUGGCUGACUUUGCAGUAAUCGACCAAUACUUAGCAUACAAUGCUGUGAUCGGUCGGUCAUUUCUAAAAGGGAUGAAGAUUGUGACGUCAAUCUAUCAUCUCACGAUGAAGUUCCCUACUCCUGCUGGAAUAGGUUCUGUGCGAGGAAUCCAGUCAGAAUCGCAAGAAUGCUACAACACAGCGGUCAAACUCGCAGAAAAGAAGUCAAUCAAUGUCAUCUAUCUGCUAGAGGCACCACCUCCUCGUCAGGAGGUCUUCAGAAUAGAAGAAGUGCCUCAUAAAGACGAACCAGAUUUGGAUCCGAGGAUCCUCGAUUAUGCCGCAAUCGUCCAAGCCGCGAAAGACACCAUUGAGGUACCUAUCGAUCCAGUAGAUAAUAAUAAAAUUUUGAAAAUUGGUGCGACAUAUCAGAGGCUAGUAAAUAUGAUGUUCGCAGAUUUGAUUGGAGACACCAUGGAAGUGUAUGUUGACGAUAUGCUCGUAAAAUCUCAACAUGCAGAAGACCAUGUCAACCAUUUACAAGCAAUGUUUGAAAUACUGCGACGAUAUAAAAUGCGACUAAAUCCUCUUAAGUGUGUCUUUGGAGUCGGUUCAGGGAAAUUCCUCGGGUUUAUGGCUAAUCAGCGAGGAAUAGAGGCAAACCCUGUGAAGAUCAAAGCAUUAGUAGAAACGCGAUCACCGACUAAGCCAAAAGAAGUCCAAAGUCUCACAGGUAAAGUCGUCGCUCUAAAUCAUUUUAUAUCACAAUCCUCUGAUAAAUGCAAUGAGUUUUUUAAGAUUUUAAAAGGCAACAAGAAGUUCCAAUGGACCGAGAAAUGCGAAGAAGCUUUUCAAGCAUUAAAAAUGCAUUUGGGGCAACCCCCAAUCCUGUCAAAACCCAUAUCCGGCGAAGUCUUAUCCGUUUACCUGGCAGUGUCAGAGUACGCGAUUAGCUCGGUGCUAAUCCGCGAAGACCAAGGUCAACAAUACCCAGUGUACUAUGUUAGUAAACGUUUGUUAGAUGCUGAGACUCGCUAUCCUCAAAUGGAAAAACUAGCAUUUGCCUUGGUAAUAUCGUCAAGAAAACUGCGACCUUAUUUUCAGGCCCAUAGCAUUGAAGUUUUAACAAACUACCCUUUGAGGCAAGUCUUAGCAAAGCCAGAGGCAUCGGGAAGAUUGUUGAAAUGGUCAGUAGAGCUAAGCCAGUUCGACAUCAGUACUGAAGUGGCACUCGUAGAAGAAAAAAUUGACACUGCUGUACUAAAUGGAGAAGGAUGGACAUUGUACGUCGAUGGGGCUUCUAAUAGCGAAGGUUCCAGUGGUGGAAUCAUACUUAUCAGUCCUAAAAAUUUUAAGGUACACGCUGCUUUAUGUUUUGAGUUUUCUGCAUCUAACAAUGAAGCCGAGUAUGAGGCUUUGAUCGCAGGAUUAAAGCUCGCCCUCAAAAUUAAGAUAGAAUACUUACAGGCUUUUAGCGACUCCCAAAUCGUCGUAUGCCAGGUAAACAGAGAAUAUCUAGCCAGAGGCGGGCGUCUGGCUAAGUACCUCGCCAUAGUAUGUGAGUUGUUGCAAAAAUUCAAGAAAGUAGUCGUAUCCCGAGUACCGCGUGCUCAUAACUCACACGCAGACACAUUGGCCCGCUUGGCCUCAACUAGAGAAGCUAAAUUGCUCGAUGUGAUUCCUGUUGACGUGUUGGCUCACCCGACGGUGAGUCGGGAAGAAGUGAUGGAAAUAGAUGUUGCCAGAGAAGUUACUUGGAUGACUCUAAUAAUCGCCUACUUGGAAAAGGUAAUCUUGCCCGAUGAAAAAAUAGAAGCGAGAAAACUGCUACAGCAGGCUGCCCAAUAUGUCAUCUAUGAUGGAAGAUUAUAUUGCAAAAGCUUCAGUCAGCCGCUACUUAAAUGCAUUGACGGGGAGGAUUGCGGCUAUAUACUCUGCGAGGUACAUGGGGGUAUCUGCGGGAAUCACACUGGUGGUAAUUCUCUUGCCUUAAAAAUCAUGCGGCAAAGGUAUUACUGGCCUACCCUGCGACAAGACGCUUUUAACUUCGCAAAGAAAUGCAACAAGUGUCAGCGAAUAGCCACGUAUGUCCACCAACCUCCGAGUCACUUGCAUUCUAUCACGAGCCCUUGGCCCUUUAUAGUCUGGGGCAUCGACCUGAUAGGAGAAUUACCAAAAGGAAAGGGCGGAGUCAAAUACGCUGUAGUCGCAGUCGACUACUUUACAAAAUGGGCUGAAGCAAAAGCACUAGCAACCAUCACAGCAGCUAAACUGCGCGAGUUUUUCUAUAACUCCAUAAUCUGUUAA